UCAAAGGGGUGCUAAAUCAGGUGAUAGUGCCAAACCAAAGCGCGUUUGUCCCAGGGAGGCUCAUUACUGACAAUGUCAUAAUAGCCUUUGAGUGUUUUCACUCCAUGAAAACCAAGAAGUCUGGCAAUAAAUGAUUCUGGCAAUAAGUGAUCCAAUAUCCCCCUAUCUUUUUUCUGUUUGUGGUGGAAGGACUAUCAGCUCUAAUAACUAAAACAGAGAGGGAAAGGCAGAUUGAAGGGAUAAGGGUGAAGAGGCAAGCACCACAUAUUUCUCAUCUUUUAUUUGCUGAUGACAACAUCCUUUCCCGAGGGCAACUAAGUUAGAAUGUGAGAAAGUAAAAACCAUCUUAAGCUUAUAUGAAACUGAAUCUGGCCAGCAGGUCAAUCUCCAUAAAUCUUAGUUAUCUUUUAGCCCUAAUGUUAGGCAGGGGAGAAGGAAAGAACUAGCAGAUUUACUAAACAUGAAGGUAGUGGACUACCAUCAAAAGUAUCUAGGUCUUCCUACAAUUAUUGGCCGAUCGAAGAAGCAGUGGACUACCAUCAAAAGUAUCUAGGUCUUUCUACAAAACGAGCAGUAGCUCAUUUCUGGUGGGGGCAACAGGAGGAGGAAGGGAAGACACAUUGGCUUAAUUGGAAAGAACUCUGCAAACCCAAGAAACUGGGGUAAUGGGCUUCAAAAAUCUCCAGAGUUUCAAUCUAGCUCUCAUUGGAAAGCCAUUAUGACGUAUUGUCCAGAACCCUGAUACCCUAGUGGCAAAGGUCUUGAAAGCAAAGUACUAUGAGGAUCGAAAUCCUCUGGAAGCAGAAAUUGGGAGAAAUCCGAGUUGGGUUUGGAGGGGAUUAAUGGCUGCUAAGGAGUUAGUCAAACGUGGAAUGAGGUGGAGGGUGGGAGAUGGAACCAAAAUUGACAUCUGGCUCGACAAAUGGGUGCCUUCCAUCACAACUCAAAAAGUAACAUCCCCAGUUGCACACUGGAGUGGUUCAACCUCAGUUGCUGAACUAAUAGACUUGGACUCAAGGAGCUGGCGUACAAACCUGCUCCAGAGAUUCUUCAACCCUAUGGAUCGUGUUAACAUACAGAAGAUCCCCAUUCUCAGGCAACCUACUGAGGAUAAACUGAUAUGGGGAGUGGAGAAAUCAGGGACAUACAUGGUUAAAUCAACGUACAGGCUUUGGGAAGGCAGGAAUGAUGAUGUGUUGAGAGAAAUCUAUACACCGGUGAAUUGGAAAAGGCUCUGGAACUUGAAGAUUCCUCCAGAAGUUUGGAUCUUUGCCUGGCGGUGGGCGAGAAAUAUAAUUCCUACAGGAGCUAGGGUCUACGAUCGAAUGCAAAAGGGAAGCGAAAACUGCCCUUUCUGCAACCUCAGAGAAACACAGGGACACAUCUUUCGUAAGUGUGACUGGGUUCGUAGGGUUUGGAGAUCUAGCCCUAUGGAGAGGGGGGAGAACCUUACCUCGGAAGAAUGGUACUGCGAACUCCAGGAGAUGGAAUCCGACGAACAGCUAGGUGAAUUCCUUGUGGCGCUCUGGUACAUCUGGGACCAACGCAACUGCUACUAUUGGAACAAGAAGAAGGUAGAAGAGUGGGAAAUAUUACCCAGGGUGAGCAAUUGGUUGAAGGAUUACCUGGAGAAGCAACUGAGUCCUCGGCAGUCGGAAAGAAAUGAUGCGCAGGGGUGGCAACCACCAACGAUAGCUCCGGUGAAAAUCAAUGUCGAUGCGGCAUGCAUUGCAGAUCGAGGAACGAGGUGGGGAGUAGUAAUCAGAGAUGGUGGGGGAAGAUUUUUGUUUGCUGGAGUUCGCAGAUCGAGAAUCCAAUGGAAUCCCGAGGAAGCAGAAGCUAUGGCGAUCGGAUUUGUCUUGGAUUUGGCUCGAAGGUUUGAGCUCAUGGAAAUGGAAAUGGAGUCGGAUUGUCAAGGGAUAAUACAAUAGCUGCGAAAGGAAGAAGAAAGGGAGACCGAGAUAGGCUUGUUGUGUGCUGAAAUCCGGGCCAAGGCCCAAACCCUGAACUAUGUUUAAUGGAAUUUUGUGGGCCGCAGAAGCAAUGAACCGACCCAUUUUAUUGCCCACAUUGACUGUAAUUGGGAGGCUGAGGAGGUGUGGGUUGACAGCCCACCUCAUUUUCUUGUACCUCUUCUUAGAGAGGAUAUGGGAGGAAACUCCAACUUUUCAAUUUAAUUAAAUGAAUGCAAUUUCUUAAAAGAAACAGAAAUUGCAAUUGAGUAGGCAAAUUGUUGAAGUAGGAAGUCCACCAAGUGGAGUUGUAACAAAAAUUACGAGGGGUCAAAGAAGCCCUCGCCUUGGGUCCGCGCAUCUAAAGACCUUUGAGUAUGCCCUCGAGGGAAUUGAGAGUUUGGAUUUUUGACAGAUUAAUAAUUUGGGGUGGUUUGGUUUUGGUGAUAGUUAAAUAUAUGUAUUGUCAUCAUGUAUGCAUGAUAAUAUAUAUGUAUAUAAGAAAAUUGGUGUAUUGUAGUUUGCAUUAUUUGGUUUAUGUGCUAGUUAUUGUGUUAUUUAAAUAAGUUAUCUUACUUUUUGGUGAAAUGACACUUUUACCCUUUGUUUGUAAUAUAAAAAAGCAAGACACAUAAAAAGGUAGGGACAAAGUUGGAAGAAAAAAAACACACAACAAUCUCAAUCAAACAAUCUCAACAAUCUCACAAAAAACUUGAGAUUUAACUAUCACUCAUUAUGAGUGAUAGUUUGUGUCAUAUCAAGCAAACAAUGCAAGUAUUGUUUGUGCAGAAAAUUCACAAAAACGAUGCAUUGUGGACAAUGCAUGUAAUGUAACUAUCUCAACCAAACAAUCACCAAAACCAAACGACCCAAUUGUGUUAUAUAUGCAUACUGAUUAUUCGGUGGUAUUUUAAAAAUUCGUUGUUUCGAUAAUUUAUUUCUAGGGUUUGUUGUUUUCGCCAAAGAUGCAUGGUCAGGAGUGCUGCUAGGAGAGCUGGAUGAAGUGUUCUUCGAACCUCACUUGAAGACAUAAACUAUGCAGUAUGCACUAGGGGUGGCUAUACGGUCCGGUCCGGUUAAAUUGGCGCGAAUUGAUCCGAUCCCGGUCUAGUAUUUUCUAGAAUAUAAGGUCCAAAGAUUGGAUUGGAUCCGGUCCGGCCUUGAAUCGGUCCGGUCCCAAUUCGAUCUUGAUUUUAGAUUGAGGUUUUGGGGAUUUGAGUGUCCUGAGGGGGGAUUUGAGUGGCCUAAGGCCUGAAAGGGUGAGGAGGUUAAAUUUUGGGUGUUGGCCUCUCUUAUCCGGUCUUUAUCCGAUAUUCGGUCCGGUCUGAAAUGAUUUUUUACCUCAAAUCUAUGCUCGAAAAUUGAAUUAGAUUGUUUGCUAUCCGAUCCCAAUCUGAGUUAUAUUUUCAGGUUUCAAGUAAAACCAAAAAGCCCAGACCAAAUAAUUAAGGGUUGAGCGCCCCUCUCGCUUUUUCGCCCAAAAAAAUGCAAUGGUAUGUAUAAACGCAUGUGCGGAGCCGUGAAUUUUGGUAAUGGGAGUUGCUAAGAAAUUUAUAAGUCAAAUAAACUAAAAUUUAAGAAAAAUUUUAGUUUAUUAGGAUUUAAUCGUCUUUGAAGUAUUGGUAAAUUAUCCAAAAUAUUGCCUAAAUUAAAUAUUUUUUAUAAUAAAUCUUUUCAACAUGAAUCACAUAUACCGUAGAAUUUUAGUUAAUAGAAGGCCGUUAGAUAUGCUAUAUAAUUUAGACAUUACUACAUCUGUAUGAACUACAAAUUAAGGAAUUCAAUUGUCAAUAAAGAAUGGCGAGACAUUACUAAAAAAGAACUUCAAUUACAGACCAUAAUCAAAAUCUCAAAGGUUG
Molecule: messenger RNA, 3811 nt
Organism: Linum trigynum
Lineage: Eukaryota; Viridiplantae; Streptophyta; Magnoliopsida; Malpighiales; Linaceae
Source: the annotation of a GenBank genome assembly